Molecule: messenger RNA, 2028 nt
Organism: Penicillium griseofulvum
Lineage: Eukaryota; Fungi; Ascomycota; Eurotiomycetes; Eurotiales; Aspergillaceae
Exons: 3
Coding region: 1-2028 (675 amino acids)
Biological process (GO): signal transduction
Source: RefSeq, a predicted model, not a curated record
AUGCGGCUUCUUAAAACUGUAUUCCGGUCCAGAUCUGAUCCACCCAACCCUGCUGCAUCUCGUAUUUGGCCACGACGGCAUCCAGCGUCCGAGGGAGACGCAUUGAAACCUCAACUAGAAGCUGCUUCGAAUGAACUACAGCGCGAUGAGCCGGCAACCGAAGCGGGGACCACCAGCGCUGAUGCGAACAAGCCACCUUCCUCGGCAGUAGCCCUCGUUGACAAUGCGGACCCUGAGUUGAAUGCCCACAUCCAAAAUACUGGCGAGCUUCCUCGGUCCAAGAAUGGCACGAGGCGUCUGAAGAAAGUGUAUGCUCGCUUGCGGGGUAGCUUGUCCCAGGAGGAUGAUCCCAUGAGGGAUACACAGGUUGAACCCGCUCAGGAGGAUACCCGUAAAGAGAGGCCGAGCUCCAUACCUUUGUCCUCCAAUCCAUUUGAGCCAGAUACUGCGCCCAUUGCUGCCGUGGCUACCGUGGCUACCGUGGAGCCAUCCACAUCUGCUUGCAAGUCUGUCAGGUUCGACGAGCCCAAGGAGAGACGGAAUGUCAGCGCUCAGACGACCAGUACCCAGGAGUCCAGCCAGACAGAGGAUACUGUUUGCCGAGACCCUGCCCGGCACACGGCAAUGCCCAUCCAGGAACCUUUGGAUGAGUGGGGAUGGCCAGGACUGAUGAUAUACGGCACUGAUAGCAGCAGCAGCAACGGUAACAAUCAUAUCCAUGAGGCUUCGGACCCGUUCUCAGAUGGGAAGGCCACCGACCGACAAGCGAAGGCGAUAGCUCCCAGGCAUAGUGCAGGCACGAGCCGAGAAGAAUCGAGGACUUCUGAAGGGACACUGGAGCCUAUUGCUGAGACUGAUAUGGACACAAUCGAACAAGUUCUCGAACCAGCACAGCCCGAAGGUGCGAAUGCUCAGAUUUCAAGCUCGGCCAACAGUCAAACAAGUUGGACUACACUUGACGGGCCCAAGGCUAUCUCGGCUUUCAAUCAGAUGGCAUCUCAGUUUGGCAUUCCCAUUGCCAUUCCAGUUGAUAAUUCUUCAUCAGCAGAGGGUAAUCAUGCUGAGGAAGGCGAGAGCCGUCGUGGAUUUGGAUUGUUGGGCAAAGUUCGCAAGGUGCGAUCCAAUUUAGCUCCCGACACAGCUCCUUUGGCACCGGCUCCAAAGCUUCGGCGAAUGAAAACAUUUGCAAACCUGCGCCGUCCCAGUCCAAUGACUUCGUUGCAAGGAAGAUCGAUUGAGACUUUGGCCCGUCUUGGAGGACAUGGUUAUCUUAUGCUCACGGACUUGGCGCCCUGUCCUGUGCAGCUACCCGCAUACAUUGUGGCAACGUUGAUGUUUCUGCACAAAUAUGGUCUGGACACUUCGCAGAUCUUCAUUCAGCCCGGAGAUCUAAAAGCUGCCAUUCGAUUAUAUGAUCAUUUUGCUAGCCAAGUGCUUGAAGCGGAGAAAGAUGAGUCUAAAAUUUCCCUUACUAUGCGUGUGGUUGCCAUGCCACAGCUCCGUGAAGAUUCGGCGCCUGUGCUGAGUGUGGCCUGGGCCCUUAAGGCCGUGCUGGCGGGGCUUCCAAACGGGAUCCUCGGGAGUGUCCGGCUCUACCAAAUUCUCAGGGCGAUGUACUACCAUUCGAUACCAGAACAGUGUCAUCUUCUCCGUGUGCCCGAUUGUAUCUCUGAGGCGAGCCCAACGACUGCCGCCCGAGUACAACUUAUGUGUCUUGCGAUCAUAGCCCUUGCGACUGAAAUGCAGCGUGAUCUUAUCUGUGCAGUAUUUGGCUUACUUUCCUUACUGGUAAAUGCGGAGACAGUCCAGCCCGGGAUGGAGCUCCGUGAUCCAGUGGCAAGUUCGAACUUCCACGAUUUGGCACGGGUGUUUGGACCGCUCCUCCUCGGAUCUAAACAAGACCGAGAUGGAACCGAAGUGGAACAGGAGGUUGAUGAUCAACGGGUGGCAGGGCUGAUGCUCUAUAAUUGGCAUUUUGUGCACCGACAAUUGCAAUACUGGACAAGUGGGCGAUACGCAGGGAAAUAA